AUGCAACCUUUGGAUAUAGUAACAAAUUUACCCCGUGGUUACUUUCUUCUAUCUUCAAACCCUUAUAAUAAGACGAUUUCUUUAUGUAAACUUUCACAUCAAGAAAGUGAUAAUCAGGUGAUAAUUAAUUGGACUACAUUGGGUAAAACAUUCUGUCAAGAUAUUCCCAAACAAUUACAAUCUGAAAAUCCCAAAACUCUUGAGGAAGUAGCAAAGGUUAUCUUAAGUAAUCCAUCUGUGCUCCUUAAUGAUCUAGCAAAAUCUCCAUUAUAUCCUAUCGUCGAAUCAAUUUAUCAAAAAUAUAAAAGAAAUCAACCAGAAUCUAAUGAACAAAUAGAUAGUAAAGUAGCUUUUGCCACAUUAUUUUUACUUUCUUCACCAUCAAUGAUGUUUUCAAGGUUAGAACUUGAAUUAGUCAAACAAAUAGAACGUUUUCAAGAUCAAUCCAAUAUGUCAACGAUGUUAAAACGUGAGGUAAAAAAAUUGAAUGAAGAAAUUAAAGAUUUAGUUUUGAAUUUUUGUAAUUGUGAGACAUCUCCUGGUUCAUGUAAUUCCUGUUCUUAA
This is a messenger RNA of Diversispora eburnea, 564 nucleotides long. The record is from the annotation of a GenBank genome assembly. Lineage: Eukaryota; Fungi; Glomeromycota; Glomeromycetes; Diversisporales; Diversisporaceae.